GUAACGUUCUCUCUGACUCAGCUCGCGCACAGCAGCCACUCAGCUAGCUACCGACAGCCCCAUCCUAAAACCGUCCCGGGUUUAAUCUCCAGGGUUGUUGUGGUGUAAAGACACAUCUGCAGUCAGUGUUGUUUGGUUCAGAGUAAAGUUUCUUCCGGGUUCGUGUCAAACUUAUGAACUUGUUUCUCAGUCUGGCUGAGGGCGCGAGCGAAGGCGGUCUCUUCGUCCAAGACUGUCGGCAGAAAUGAAAAGCCAACAGAAAAGCCCUGAACCUGAUGGAAGUGUCACCGUCAACGAGGAAGGGUCCGUAGCCACGGCAGAGGACCCGGCAGCUAUCGCCACCAUCCAGUCUGCUGCCACCUUCACCGACCAGCCCAUCAAAUAUCUCUUCAAGACGGAAGGAGCAGGCGGGCAGGUGACCUACAGAGUGAUCCAGGUGUCAGAUGGCCAGUUGGAGGGUCAGACAGAUGGAGCUGCAGCCGUCAGCCUCGUCACUGGUUUCCCCGCAACCACUCAGACUGUCACACAGGCUGUGUUCUCCCAGCCUGAGGGGUUAGAGGGAGACGGCAGCGCAGAGACGCAGUACACCUACUACCCUGCCACCAUCGCAGACGCCACCACUGGCACCAUGGUGACCACAGUGCAGGCCUCUGACACACUGCUGGGACAGACCACACCCACAGGGCAGCUUUACGUGAUGAUGUCACCCCAAGAAGUUUUGACGGGCUCCAAUCAAAGGACAAUCGCACCUCGCACUCAGCCAUACAUAGCAAAGCAAGAGGCUCCUCGGGGUUCCAGAGAUGAUAAGAGGCGAGCCCAGCACAAUGAAGUGGAGCGCCGGCGCAGGGACAAGAUCAACAACUGGAUCGUGCAGCUGUCAAAGGCCAUCCCAGACUGUAACAUCGACUACACCAAGACGGGACAGGUGAGUGAAAGUAAAGGAGGAAUCUUGUCCAAAGCCUGCGAGUACAUCAAGGAGCUCCGACAGAGCAACCUGAAGCUGGGGGAAGACAUCAGCACUCUCGAUCGUCUCAGGAUCGACAACCAGCUACUCAGACAGGAGGUGGAAGACUGGAAGUCCAAGAAUCAGAUCCUGAGGAACCUGCUGCGACAGCACGGCAUUGUGGGAUCUUCCAGCACAGACCCCCAGUGAGGAGCCUGAAGCCUCUGGGUAUUUGAAGACAACCAUGUAUGGGCCAAAAGAGUACUUGAAAUGCUUUGAGAUACUUUAUUUGUGAUCAAGCGUGCAUGACAGAGGGGACAUAAUUGAAUAUUGUCAUUCAUCUUCUUUGCCUAAUGACUCCUUUGAAUAUUAUCUUUGAAGCUUUUUACAGAAUUUAAAUCCUUCGCCUGGUGAAAACAACCCAAUCAUGAUAACAUGAUGUAAAAUUAACAUCUUUAGUUACAGAAGUCGUCGGUCGGUUUAACAAAGCCCUCGUUGAAUGCCUUUCUCCUCAGACAUGAUUGUUCAUUAACCUCCAGUACAGUAAGCUCUGAAACACGACCAACUGCUCAUGUCUUUCUUUCUCUUAACCUCUGCAGUACCGUGCUCCUCCGUAUCAAACGCACUUAUGUUGAUGUAUUCAUUCAUGCUUUGACCUGUUUUCCAUCUCACUCUGACCGGUCGGCACCAUGUUUAUCAUCCAGUUCAUCGCUCGGCUCGUUUGCUUUGUAUUUUUGUAUGUUUCAUGAAACCUCACUGGGGACAAUAAUUGCAUUGCAACAAUGUAACUAACUAAAUAAAUAAAUAAACAAACAAACAGGGGUUGUUAAGCAUUGCAUUGUAGGUAGGCUAUGUAUGUCUUUAUAAUAAAAAAAUCAAAUAAUAUACUGUAUGUCAUACGCCACUUUCAGUUGUGUUUAUUAAAGUUGGUAAAUUGGUUAAAAA
Epinephelus moara (kelp grouper) is the source of this 1888-nucleotide messenger RNA. It is a transcript of the gene usf1, whose product is annotated as upstream transcription factor 1. Gene Ontology annotation, biological process: regulation of transcription by RNA polymerase II. The coding region runs from base 245 to 1153 and encodes 302 amino acids. The transcript is spliced from 10 exons. The record is from RefSeq and is a predicted model, not a curated record. Lineage: Eukaryota; Metazoa; Chordata; Actinopteri; Perciformes; Serranidae. Gene Ontology annotation, molecular function: RNA polymerase II cis-regulatory region sequence-specific DNA binding; DNA-binding transcription factor activity, RNA polymerase II-specific; protein dimerization activity.